AUGACAACUGAAAUACUGAAGACGUCCACCUCGUCUGUUGACAGCGGUUACUUAGAGGCUGUGGAGAGAGCAGAUGAGUUCGAUGAUUUGUUUGAUAUAGCCGAUCAGCUGGGCGUAUCUACCGAUAACCUAAAUGAAAUAGAUGAGAUAAAAGAACGACUGAUUAUGCAUCUUACGCGCACAAAGGACGGCAAUCCGAAGGACUUGAAUGCAAAGUCAAUGGCAAUUUCAAGUCAAGAGGACAAACACAAGCGCGAUAAACUACUAUCGCUUUUGUUAGAUUUGAAAAAGGUUAUGGAUAAGUAUCGAGACAGAAAUCCCGGUGAACUGGUAGGGAUAAGAGGAACAGACGCUAUCGCAAGCAGCUUAAAAACAGAGGGAACCGUAGAUGACCUCAGGAAAGAAACUGAAAUGAAAAUUCAGUCUCUACAAGAAGAAGAAUGCCGAUUUGUUGUAGCAGGUGAAACCAGUGCUGGAAAAUCUACAUUGAUCAAUCUACUGUUAGGAUGUGAGAUCCUACCCACAAGUAUGCAGUCCUGUACUUCGGUAAUCACGAAAAUCGCGUAUGGGAGUUCACUAGGGGCAGAAAUACAGUACAAAAGCGGAAAGAGACGCAGGUUUUAUGAUUUGACACAAGAGAGUCUGAUGGAGGAAGUCUGGCCGAUAAUCUUUGUGAAGGAGGACAAAAGUCGUAAGAGGGAGACAGAAACAGGUGUACUACAUGUGAAAUUCGAAGUCCCAGCAUGUAUAUUAAAGUGCGGUCUAGUCCUCAUAGACAGUCCUGGGAUAGGUGAAAACGAGGCUAUGGAUGGUAUCAUCGCAUCUUACGUUCAGGAAAAUUUCGUCAUGGGCUUUAUUUACGUGAUCAAGUCUGACAACGCCGGAGGUGUCGAUGAAGACAGGCUUUUGACACUAAUAAGAGUGAUUUUAGAGAAACAGAGGAUGCAGUCCGACGAUAAAACGGCAAUACCUUUCAAUCCAAAAAGCGUUAUGUUUGUGUGUAACCGUUGGGACGUCAUUACGCAAGAUCAGCAGGACCUUGUAUUCAACAAUGCUGUAAACAAACUUUCCAAAUGCUGGCCGAGUCUAAGCGCAGAUCAGGUUAUCCGCAUGUCCACAUCGAUGGCGUUGCGAGAAGCCGAUAUCGAUCCUGACUUCAUCCCAGAAACCUACAGAAUCCUGUUGGAACACCUAAGGAAUAUAUAUAUCAUUGCUCUUGAUACAAGGAUUCAAUCUACCUUUCAGUGGGUAGCCAAUGUGGUGGAAAGAAGCAUGUUCCAUAUUAAUUCAAUCGUUCAAGAUAUAAAUUCAAGCCAAGAUGACCUCAAUCAACGAACAAUUAACAUCACAAAAAGUCUUGAUGCACUACAACACAAAGCGGAAGGAUUAUUCCAACGCCUUCGUGAAGAAAUAGAAGGAAUGACUAAUGAAGUUUGCAAAGAGUUUAGGGAACGGCUGAAACGUCCCUCGGUGAAAGCAAAAGUGUUGAGUUGGGAAGAAUGUGAGCUUCCUGCAGUAGAUGGGAAAACAUGGCCUCAAAUCAAAGAUAAACUUGAUUUCAAACUAUCACAACGACUGAGCGAUGUUUUAGAGGAAUGGAACGAAGAAAAUGACUACAUAGUCAAGAUUGAAGAAAAAAUAUUCAGAGAAGUUCAUGACCAACUCAAUAUUCUACAAGACGAUUUCCAUGGCAUAGAAAAACAGAAGGGCGUGUCAGACCUGUCAAAGUCUCUUUCAAAAUCGAUGCAGCAGCAACUUCAUGCAGCCACUCCAAUGGCAAGUAUCUUUGGAAUGACACAACAAGCUGGUGGUGAACAGGCUAUGCCACUGAAGGUGAUGACGCAAGCGGCAAAUCCUCUAGGGAAAAUGUUUCACAAGGUCAAACUGGUUGAUGAGUUCAGAAAUGCUCGAAAGAGGAAAGCCUACGUAGAUGACCCAUUAAAAGUUGCGUCUAAAAAAACUGAGAGUACAUGGAAGAGGCUAGUUUUAAAGGAUGACAACGACAUCUUAAAAACCAUAGUUGAAAGCAUAAUGGAGAGACCAAUCAAGCAGCUAUCAAAAAUUCAGAAAAACAUUCCAGCCCUCAUCGAUUCCAACAAACAGUCUCUGGAGCAUGCUUAUGCCUGUAGGUUGGAUGCAAUGGAAUCUAAAGCGCUGUAUAAUUACAUGCAGAAAGAUUUUGAAACUCCUGCAAAACAUAUCAGCGACUUUGGGAACGGUUACAUAGCAAUCACAACAUUUCGCAACGAAGAAUUGAGACUUCAAGAGGAAAUAAAGUCAAACUUGGGGAAAUGUUCACACAACUUCCGAAGUUCCAAUGUUAUAUUGGACAGUCGAUCAGCAAUAACAAUCAAACUCGUGGAACGCGGGCUAUGGACGGUUCUUCAGCCAGGAAUGGUCUACACCAAAGAUGGAACUCAACCUUCCACUAUUCGAAUGUAUAGUCAAUCCUCAGGAGUAGACUCGAUCUUCAGAGAAGUUGCUCGGAUAAAACGACUUAAUUGUCCACACAUCGCAAAAUUACUUGGCAUCCAUUACUCUGAUGUCCCCCCGCCGGUGUCUCUCUUUCUGGGAAGUCUAGGCAGCCUCAACAAUUCACGCAAACAAGACCCAACCGGUUUUAUAACAGACAUUCCUCGAAUUCUCCAGGAAGUUGCUGUUGGAGUGAACUAUCUCCAUCGCGUUCAAAUGGUCCACAUGGAACUUAGCAUCGGCACUGUGACGGUGGACAGCUAUCGAAAUGUGAAGUUGACCGGUGGAUGCUUCCCAAGGCAUGCUAAACUUCCUGAAAAUAUCAGUCAAAUUCCUGCUGCUGAUUUUAUAUAUAUACCUUCCUUUGUACUUCGUGGUCAUAAAUAUGUCAAUCGGGCCGAUAUCUAUGCCUUUGGACUCCUUAUGUAUGAAAUGCUUCGCAACGAAAAGCCUUUGCAAUCAAAACAUUCUCUGGCAUUGUCAGAGUUCUGCAAAACCUUACAAAUUGGUCAAUGCAUUAGCGAAGAGCUUGGGUUCAGCAAACUGGAACAAAAGGACAAGGAAAUCAUAAAGGCUCUUGUGAAUAUGUCUGUGCAAACGGAACGCCUCUGUGAUACAUUAGAAGAAUGGCUGAAUACACGUUCUUCUCAACAUCCCGAAGCACUUUGUAAAAGUGAACAGGACACAAAAUUGUAA
Molecule: messenger RNA, 3168 nt
Organism: Ylistrum balloti
Lineage: Eukaryota; Metazoa; Mollusca; Bivalvia; Pectinida; Pectinidae
Exons: 9
Coding region: 1-3168 (1055 amino acids)
Biological process (GO): protein phosphorylation
Molecular function (GO): protein kinase activity; ATP binding
Source: RefSeq, a predicted model, not a curated record